Messenger RNA from Cuscuta europaea, 2300 nucleotides. The record is from the annotation of a GenBank genome assembly. Lineage: Eukaryota; Viridiplantae; Streptophyta; Magnoliopsida; Solanales; Convolvulaceae.
CAAAAUCUCCAGUCCACUUCUCUUGUGCUUUUCUCUCACUAGCACCGCCUGUCGCUCUCCUCGCUUCAUUUUCUUUCAUUUCACUCCCUUUUAUCUGACAUCUCACCGCUCUCUAUCCGUUUCCAUUAUGCCUCUCCAUUGAUCUCUCUCGCCUCCACAUUUUCUCUGCGCCUCUACUGAAGUGAGAAGAACGAUCGGAGCUCUGUCAAUCAUGGACGGCGGUCAGGAAAUCGUUGCUAUGCCCGUCGGAAACUCCCCCCCGCCAUUCCUCAGCAAGACGUACGAUAUGGUGGAGGAUCCGUCCACGGACGCCGUCGUGUCUUGGACCGAGAGCAAUAACAGUUUCGUUGUGUGGAACGUCCCCGAGUUCGCCAAAGUCAUCUUGCCCAAGUACUUCAAGCACAACAAUUUCUCCAGUUUCGUCCGACAAUUGAACACUUAUGACUUGCUAUAUAUCUUGAUGGUUAUAGUCUCUGCUUUUCUCUUUGGGCAAGCAGGGGUUCAGGAAAGUCCACCCUGAUCGCUGGGAAUUUGCUAAUGAGGGCUUUCUAAGAGGCAGUAAACACCUCUUAAAGAGUAUAACCCGUAGAAAGCACGUCCAGGCGCAUCAUCAACAUCCCCCACCAACAACACCUCCUCCUCAAGUCCACCAAGCUGAACCGGUCAGGUCAUGUGUAGAAGUCGGGAAGCCCGGGCUAGAGGAAGAAGUUGACAGGCUCAAAAGAGAUAAGAAUGUGCUCAUGCAGGAACUCGUCAAGUUGAGACAACAGCAACAGGCAACUGACCACCAAUUGCAGAAUGUUGGGCAGAAGGUUCAUCUGAUGGAACAGCGACAACAGCAGAUGAUGUCAUUUCUCGCUAAGGCUAUGCAAAGCCCAGGUUUUGUAGCCCAGAUGGUUCAUCAACAGGGUGACAGUUUGCUCAUUUCUGGAGUUAAUAAGAAAAGGAGACUUCCAAACCAGGGAGAAGAAAGUUUUAAUGUUAAGCCUGUUUCCACAUUGCCCGAUGGACAAAUUGUUAGGUUUCAGCCUUUGAUGAACGAAGCAGCGAAAUCACUAUUAAGGCAAAUCUUGAAAUUAAACUCAUCUGCUAGGCUGGAACCGAAAUUUAAUGGUACUAGUGGUUUCUUGACUGAUAACAGCAUUAAUACGACAAAUCAAAUUUCUGGGGUUAGUCUGUCCGAGGUACCACUAGCAACAACUAAUAUUCCAUCAACUCCUGAUUUGGCUUCGGAAGUUACUCAAUCUCAAGUCCCGGAGAUGAACACAAUGGCAGAUUUUGCUGUUGAUAACAACAUGGAACCAGUCGUGAACAACAUGGAACCAGUCAUGUCAGAUGGGUUUUCUUCUGACCCUGACAUUGAUGUUUUGAUUGAUGAGAUGCCAAAACUUCCUGGGAUUAAUGAUGUCUUCUGGGAUCACAUUCUUUCUGCAAGCCCUUUGGCCGGAGACACGGAUGAUAUUAACUCCAUUUUGUUGGAGUGUGAUGGUGGAGUGGAAGAAGAUGAUGAUAUGACUGCAGGAGAAGUUGAAUGGGACAGAGUAAAUAAUGUGAAUCAUCUUACCGAGCAGCUAGGUUUUCUUGCUUCUGGAUCACCUAGCGCUGUGUAAUUGUAUUGUACAUAUUUUCCUAUGGUAAAAUUUCAGCUACGGCUUUUCAGGUGAGCUUAUGUCUGGAUCAGUUUAUUCUAAAGGUAAUCUUGAUGCUUACAGAAUUGAUGGAUUUGAAAUUUUUCCAUAUGUUUUCUUUGCAGGUGGAGUUAUCUGGUGUGAUGGGCAGCAGCAUUAUCAAGAACUGUUUAGUUUUUCGGUUUUUGCCUAAUUUUGCUUGUAUGCUAUUACAUUUUGGUGCUUUUAUGGAAAAUCUUCGUAUAGUGUAUUACAAAGAUAUGCAUUUCAUGGCUAGUUCUAGCUGAUUUUUUUUAGUAGUAGCUGAUAUACCUCAGCAUAAAUUGGCAUGGAAGUAACUCAAAUUCAUUGCGCCUUUUAGCCAAUUGGUACAUGUUGGGUAGACUUUGGUAGCCCAAUUUGUUUACCGGUGGGUGUAGCUCAAGUGGGAGUGAGGGAGUGCCACAAGGGUUAAGUCCCGGGUUCGAAUCCCGACAAUUGCGAUGAGAGGUUACUAUACUAAAAAAAUGCAUAGGACUUCUGCAAGUGUCGGGGACAGAGUUUCACUUUCUAUCUGUCAGAUUUGGUGGCCCAAUUUAACUCGCACCAUUUUUUAAUGACGAGACACUGAUCACAUGUACUACUCUGUAGUCCGUGCUUUAUAAGUUGAAAGUUUUUUUAAUUAAAGUCUUA